Molecule: messenger RNA, 1649 nt
Organism: Cannabis sativa
Lineage: Eukaryota; Viridiplantae; Streptophyta; Magnoliopsida; Rosales; Cannabaceae
Exons: 6
Coding region: 1251-1649 (132 amino acids)
Source: RefSeq, a predicted model, not a curated record
GUUCUUUGCUAGGAACCGACGGCAUAGGGUCUCCCAGAGUAUAACCUCUGCAUCGUCUUCUUCUUCCUCACUUCUUCUUCUCCAGCAUAUACCCAGCCACUUCUACAGCAGAGAAAACCCACGAAAACCCUCGCCAACCACCUCUAAAAACCCACAUAUCUCACUCAUUUCUUCACCAUUUCACCUCAUUUUUGUCUUAAAAGUUUCUAUUUUCAAUAUCUAAUCCCAUACACUAAAAAAGUUUUGUUUUUUCACCCAUUUACACUGUACCCGAACCUAUUUUAAAAAAAAGUGGUGGUUUAACUCCGACCACCGCUUUUAGCGGAGAAAUCGUUCAAUCUCAACGUUCAUUAAGGUAUAAAUAUGAUUUCUGUUCAUUUUAUUAAUGUACAUUGGUAUUAUUUCAUUUUUGUAAAUUUUUUUUAGGAUUUUUUCAUUUUAUUGAUAUUAUAUUGUGUGUGCUAUAGGUGGCCGGAUUUUUGGUCGCAAUUUGUCGCCGGAUUGCGUUUAUAAGAUAUGGCCAACUCGAGUUCGGGAUCUGAUUCAGACCCAGAGGCAGAGUGUCCAACCACAAUACCUACACGAGGGCCGACGCAAAUGAAUGAAAUAUCCAAACUAAUGGAUCAGGGCAAAAGAGUGGCCCUCGAAGUUAAUGAUAAAGGUCAAUACUGUGGAAAAAGCUAUGCGAAGCUCGUAUCCACUCUAGGAGUCAGAUGUCGGCAGACAAUAGGGUUGGCUUAUAAAAACUGGAAAGAAGUCAACCCGACUCUGAAAAAUAAAGUUUGGAAAGACAUUCAGGUAAGCUAUUAUUUGUUAGAAUUUUGAUUUGUUUUUCUAUUACUCAAAAUGUUGAUUCUAACCGUGUUUGUUUUCCUUCAAAAUAGACGGGGUUCAUUGUGCCGGACACCUUCAAACAUGAUUGUCUCAUCCUAGCUGGGAAGUUAAUGAAAGACUUCAAGAAUAGGAUGACAAAAGACAUCAUAAUGCCCGCGUUGAAAGAGAAUGAUCUGGGACGACUGGCACAAGUCCCUGAAAAGCACCCCGAGAUCGACGCUGCUGAUUGGUGCAAAUUUGUUGAAAGUCGACUAACUCCUAAAUUUCUGGUACGCUAAUUAUAUUAACACUAAGAUAAACUCUUAAAUACAAGUACAUGUAUCUAAUGUAUUUUUUUGGCAUUGUAGGAAUUGAGUAAAGUGCAACGUGAACGUUCCUCAAAAAUUCAAUCCAGACAUCGAAGUGGUCGGAGUGGAAUGGUGAACGUACGGGAAGCUGUGAAAAAGGACCUCGAAGUUGCAGAUCCUCCCCGCCACCGUGUUUGGAUUAAAUCUCGCACCAAGAGUAGAAAACUUGUCACUGAUUACGACAAGGAAAUUGCCGAGAAGAUAGCUCAAUUAGAGGAGAAGCUUAGUCAGGGACAAAUUCAGGUCCAGGGCCAAAACGAUAUCCUCACGCAGGCGCUCGGGACACCAGAGCAUCCUGGACGUGUCAGGGCUGCUGGGUUCCUGACCAGGGCAUCUCAACUGUUCGGCAGGAAGAAAAGGGAAGUGUCUGAUGUUGUGGCUCGGCAAGCGAAGGAGAUUGAACAAUUAAAAGCCGAAGUCCAAUCCCUUAAGUUACGCGAAUAUAUGUCUUUGCGGUGGGAUGGAUGA